Spodoptera exigua (beet armyworm) is the source of this 699-nucleotide messenger RNA. The record is from the annotation of a GenBank genome assembly. Lineage: Eukaryota; Metazoa; Arthropoda; Insecta; Lepidoptera; Noctuidae.
CUGAAGUCUAUGACACAAAGUUUAUAGUCUAUGGUUAUGGUCUGACUUGGUUUUUGUCCGGUUUGAAUUGUUGUUUUGUUUGUUUAUUUUUUGCGAAUUCAUCAAACCCAGAUUAUUUAUGAUAUGGCAAAGCGAGCAAACCCAUUUGUCGACGACUUUAUACCACAAAGUAAAGUUCAUGUAGGCAUAAAACAGUUUAAUAAUAAUCAAGAUCGACUGAAACAAGUUUAUGAAAAAACCUUACAACUACUAUUCAAGGGUGCCAAAAAAUGUUCUUCACUAGAUAUUACGCAUUCCGAGCAUACUGCUUUGAGUAAUACAGAUAAACAAGACAAAAUGAAACAACUGUUCAUUGGCAAAGAUGGAAGUCUCCUUCAUUCGGGCAAAAUGGUAGACAAUAAGUUGCGAUUGAAACAGUGCACCUGUGGUAGUAAUGUGGAAUCUCAGUGUGCUUAUUGUGAGGUGAGCUUGUGUGGUGGCUGCCAGCACAUGUGUGUUCAUUGUGAGCGCUCACAUUGCCUGCGUUGCAUUAUGAUUGGGCUGGAGGGUGCAGAAAUAUGUGUGUCCUGUUACAGUUAGACUGGUAGUGAGCUGAAUGUUAUAUAAAUGUUAAUUAAUUGUAAGCCAAGUUUAAUUUUAUCAUAGAAACUUUCCCUAAUUUACAGAAGAAAAUAAAUAAACCUAAUAUUAAUGAAUGUA